Eriocheir sinensis (Chinese mitten crab) is the source of this 3367-nucleotide messenger RNA. Its product is annotated as disks large 1 tumor suppressor protein-like. The coding region runs from base 1004 to 2500 and encodes 498 amino acids. The record is from RefSeq and is a predicted model, not a curated record. Gene Ontology annotation, biological process: chemical synaptic transmission. NCBI's taxonomy places the organism in Eukaryota, Metazoa, Arthropoda, Malacostraca, Decapoda, Varunidae. Gene Ontology annotation, molecular function: protein binding. Gene Ontology annotation, cellular component: neuromuscular junction; postsynaptic density membrane; neuron projection. The transcript is spliced from 12 exons.
UUAUAAAUAUCUGUGUAGCCGAUGAAGUCACAACAAAUAAAAGCUUUGUUCACCUGUAUCUAAGUUGAAGCAAAGUUGGCACCCGCAUCCCAGAGCUUGAUAGUAACUCGCUGGCCAAGGCGCCACCACCACCACCACCAGUGUACCACCACCAGUCUUGGCCCGGCCACUCCUUGUGAUGUGUGUGACGUGUGACGUGUAUGCGUGUGUGUAGUAAGUUGUGGUUAGCAUGCGGUAGGUUGGACGGCCGUGGAUAUGAUAGACUGUAUGAGGCUAGAAUUGAAUAAUACUUGGUGUACAAAUACCAAACCAGGAAUAAUCGUGUGUCACUGGCAUAGUGUUUGUUGCCUGCCCGAAAGUGUCGUUAGCUGGGUGUUGGCUGCCCGAGUGUCACCGGCGAGGUGUGUUGCUUGUGUAGUUGGCAGGGCGUGCUGCCUCUGCCCGUGUGGUGCUGCGGCGGUGUAGUGGUGGUGGCUGGCUGUCACAGGCGGUGCGAGCAUAAUUAUGUUCGUGCACCUCUGGCUGGGUGUUGGCUGCCCGUGUUGUGCUGUGGAAUAUAUUUAGACUUUUGUUCAGAAAAAUUAUUGCUUUGAUGGCCAAUGCUUCUAAUGAAACUCAAGCCCCCCGGUGUAUUUUAAUGUAAGAGGUAUAUUGCAGCGUACUGUAAUAUCGCGUCAGGUAACUGGCAAGUGUUAUGACAAAACUAUUCCCAAGUGUUUAAUUUAGCAUGCAUAACCAGCAUGUCAAGUCAGUAAAGGUACAUAUAUUGUUUAUAAAGCAAUAACAAUAUAAACCAAAUAAAACCAAAUUAUUUGCAACAAGUUUCAUACUUGUACGCGUAUGCGUGUACGCCGAGACAGUGACGAGUUAAAGCAUCUCAAGGAGCAUCAUCGAUAAACCCAAGUUGUGGUCAUCCGCCAUGACUUAGACUCGGCGAGGUCGCUGUAAGGGAGCAAGGCUGUCGGGACACGUUCCUCCCAAGGUCGAGGCCAAGGCGGACAGGAUGACCCGGAAGAAUGGCCUGCCGCCCAAGGCCAACGGCACCCUUGUCAGGAAAAAAGACCCUCAGCUCAUCACGAGAGAACCUCGCAGAGUCUCAUUAUCCAAGGGUACAACAGGACUUGGCUUCAAUAUCGUCGGUGGAGAAGAUGGUGAAGGAAUAUUCAUUUCAUUUAUUUUAGCCGGAGGGCCAGCCGACUUGUCUGGAGAGCUAAGGCGUGGCGACCAGAUUAUCAAUGUUAAUGGCACUGACUUGCGAACUGCUACCCAUGAACAGGCAGCGCAAUCUCUCAAGUAUUCGCUACAGGGAUGUGGGCAGACGGUGAAUUUGACGGUGCAAUACAAACCUGAUGAGUACAAUCGCUUUGAGGCCAAAAUCCAUGAUCUUAAGCAACAGAUGAUGUCUGGCACGCUCAGAACUACACAAAAGCGAAGUCUCUACGUCAGAGCCUUAUUUGACUAUGAUCCCAAUCGGGAUGAUGGGUUGCCCUCCCGUGGCCUUGCCUUCAACUAUGGAGAGAUCCUUCAUGUCACUAAUGCCUCAGAUGACCAGUGGUGGCAGGCACGACGGGUCUUGCCCACUGGAGAGGAAGAAGGAACUACUGGAAUCAUUCCCAGUAAAGCACGAUGGGAGAAGAAGCAAAAAGCAAGAUUGCGUUCUGUGGCUUUCCAGGGGAAGAACAACAGUGAUGCAAGGCAAUCAACAUUGGAAAGAAAGAAAAAGACUUUGUCAUUUAGUCGAAAAUUCCCAUUCCUAAACAAGAGUAAAGAUGAUAAGUCGGAGGACGGGUCCGACAAUGAACUUGAUGAGGACUUUGAAGCCUCCAUAGCUACAAAUGACGGAGAAAGCGAUAGCCGAAGCAUGAGAGGAGAUGACUACAUCAUCCUAAGCUAUGAAGGAGUGCAACAAAUUGAGAUCUCAUACACUCGACCUGUGGUGCUCCUAGGACCCCUCAAAGACAGGAUUAACGACGACCUCAUAUCAGAAUUCCCAGAAAAAUUUGGCAGCUGCGUCCCUCAUACUACUCGACCACGAAGAGAAUAUGAAGUUGAUGGGCGAGAUUACCAUUUUGUGGCCUCAAGAGAACAAAUGGAAAGAGACAUCCAAAAUCAUUUAUUCAUUGAGGCUGGCCAAUAUAAUGACAACCUCUAUGGAACAUCUGUUGCAUCUGUAAAAGAAGUUGCUGAAAAGGGAAAGCACUGCAUACUUGACGUCAGUGGAAAUGCAAUCAAGAGACUUCAAGUUGCACAGUUAUAUCCCAUUGCAAUUUUUAUCAAGCCUAGAUCUGCUGAACAAAUAAUGGAGUGGAAUAAAAGAAUGACGGAGGAACAAGCACGGAAAACAUAUGAGCGUGCAUUAAAAGUUGAAGGAGAUUUUGGAGAGUAUUUUACUUCAAUUGUUGCUGGGGACACUCCAGAGGAGGUGUACGCUCGGGUCAAGGAUCUGAUCCACCACCAUUCUGGACCUAAGAUUUGGGUGACCUGCAAAGAAAAGUUAUAAGGUUAGGCGACUCCCCUUGUGGGGUCAAAUGGAGCAUCUAGCACCUAGACAUUUUGUUGCAUGAAAGAAAUACUCUAUCUUAAUGAGAGAACCUGUUUCUACUAUAUGCUUGGAAACAUUAUAUUGACACAGCCUUUAAUCUUUAAAUCCAGAUAGCUUAUGUCUGUUACAGAUAAGCUGAGGAUCCUAGAGUGCAGUAAAACUCGUUAUGUGAUGACUCAGGUGUGUCUUGGGACUCGUUGAAUACAGUUGCUUUGUAUGAUUUUGUAGUCAUCCGUUGUAUCUGAAAAUGAUGGAUCCUGUUCAACAUGAAAUUUUUAAUUGUAUUUAAUGUUUUAUGCCUUUUAUUGCAAUGUGAAGAUUGUGUCCUUGACAAUAGGGGUGUAGUAGUCUCGUGCUGAGUAAUACCAGGUAGACACAAUGUAACUUCAAUUAAAAAUAUUACCAAACCUGUGUGGUUACAGAAAUGACAGCAUGUAAGGGAAUACCUGUAUUAAACAGUUGUCAUGUAUAAUCUUCAAUUUGAAGUUUAUUCUUUAAUUUGAAUUUUGUUUUAUUCUGUGAGUCUUGCCCAAAUAUUUGCAUUCCAUCAAAUAAAUUUACUAGUCAUUAAUGUUGUGCAAAAUCCCGUGGGAAAAUCUUGGUUGCAGAUUCAGGCGCUAAUCCUUUUGAUACACUGUUGACUCGAAGGGUAAAAAAUAUAUAGUGCGCGCAUAUGACGGGCAAUUAUUGUCUUUAUUCUUUCAAUUCAAUCUAGUAUUUUCAGGUAGCUGUGUAAUCCAAAAGGCUAUGUCAUAAACUAUUGACAGCAUAUGGGACAAAUCAAACUUCAUACACAAAAACUUCAUAUGGACUUACCAAAUUUUU